Molecule: messenger RNA, 160 nt
Organism: Acaulospora morrowiae
Lineage: Eukaryota; Fungi; Glomeromycota; Glomeromycetes; Diversisporales; Acaulosporaceae
Source: the annotation of a GenBank genome assembly
AUGUUUCUGGUGAGGACGUAUCGGGUCGUGUUGACUAUGCUUAUGUGCAUAAACUUCGUAAUGUUGAUAUUAGUGAUACGAACUGUUUAAAUCCGUAUAAUACGGAUUACACAAAGUCAAAUCCGUAUCCAUACGGAUUGAUUGGCAAUCCGCAUAAUUU